CGGACUGCUCUCCAGUCUCUCACGCUCGUGGUAAUCCCCACUCUCCCUGCAGACCCACUUCCACGGGCAUUCUCUCUCACCGAGUUAGUGGCUUGUAGGUCUGUGCCCAUAAGCAGCUGUGCAUAGUGCUUGAGAGGUCUAAGCUGGCUUGCGCGUGCAUGGCUCGACGUAACAGAUGUUGGAACAUCAGAAUCAAAUAUCAAAAGGCAUGGACAGCUCGUUCUUUUACCUGUAUCAAAGUCUACAUUCAAUUCACAUCUCAAUUCAAAAUGUUCAGUUCAAACCCCGCUACCACUGCUUCUACCCCACCUGCUCCUGCACCUGCACCGAAGCUGCGUGACAGCUGUGAGGCUUGUGCAGCAUCGAAAUUAAAAUGUCACAAGCAAAAGCCUACAUGUUCCCGCUGUGCUAAGCGUGGGAUCACCUGUCAAUAUCUUGCAACCAGGCGUGCUGGCCGUCGGUACGACAACAAUCGUCGUCCCUCGGAGCGAAGACGACCUGAGAGCUUUUCCCUUCCUGCCGAACCUCAAUUGGACCCUCUCGACUUGAACAGUUGGUUUGCUGCGGAAGCCGCAGCCAGCUCUGGAGAUGACUUUCCACCCAUGCCUAAGACUGCGUCAUCGGUCUCGACAACGGCCUCGAACCCUUCCUCUGGGCUUGACUCCACCAUGCUCACACCCGUUGACUUGAACGACAUGAUGACUGAUAUCGACGACUACUUCCUUUCUCCUACAAGUCUAUGGAUGCCUGACUCUACUGGUACCGACAUGUUGGCUCCAUUGGACGCCGACUUCUUCAACAUGCCAAGUGGAGGCAUGGACCCAACCUUCAACGACAACAUCAAGACCAGCCACAGUGUAUCAAGUCCUGAUUCAGGUAUUACCGACUUGAAGAAGCCCAUGCCCGAAUUGAACCUCGACAUCUCAAGCUUCACUCAAGGCUUUUCCAGUUCAUUCGGCUGCUGCAUGAUGCAAGCCAUGUGCUUGCUCCAACAGCUAUUCCCCCAAUCCAUGUCGACUACCGAGACAUCUUGUGAAAACACCAAGAUGAAGAGUGCAGGGAACAGCCCUUCACCACCCCCAGAGAAGAUGGCACCACCAAUGGAAGCCGUCAUUGCCACAAACAAGCAGGCAAUUGAUGCUGUAGGCACCAUGCUCGAGUGCUCAUGCGUACAAAGCGGUUAUUUGCUUGCCAUCUUGUCACUCAUAGUAUUCAAAGCCCUAGACUCCUAUGAUGCUGCUGCGAACUCCACUCAACCACGGCUGGAAAAUCCGUUGGAUGAGGAUUCGCGAUACACGGCAGCUCAGUUGGUGCUCGGAGAGCUCCACCGGGUUCAAAGGCUGGUCAAUCAGCUCUCGGGGAAGAUGAAGGAGCACAUCAGGGCGGCGGGAAUUGUUCCCAAUAAGGACUUGAUCAAGGCCGAAGCUGGUGUCGAUCAACCCAUGGGCGAUGCCUCCAUGCCAUUUUCGGAAAACAUGUUGGAACAAUUGGAAGCCGAUAUGAGGCGGAGACUAAAGAAGCUCUCUCUGUCGAUGGCUUCGUACCUGAGGAGGGACUAAUUGAAGACAUGAGACGUCGAGUGCAUAAGUUCACCGACGAUAUUCUCGAAUCAAGUUUGCCUCGCAUUGACUGCAUGGCACAUGAUCAUUUGCGUUACGAUUCUACGGAUUUCAAACUGCAUUAUCAACCUUAUAGAAGAGCGUUGCAUUGGGAACGGGGAACGGAGUUAAUGAGCAGGGAUUUGAUACCACUGCUACGGAUGCGAUGAUAUUUUUUGAUUGAGAUGGGAUUGUGCGGACCUUUGCUAUAUACACUUCGCUGAGAUAUCAGAAUUUCAUAAUUUUCUAC
Molecule: messenger RNA, 1848 nt
Organism: Aaosphaeria arxii CBS 175.79
Lineage: Eukaryota; Fungi; Ascomycota; Dothideomycetes; Pleosporales
Exons: 1
Coding region: 270-1559 (429 amino acids)
Biological process (GO): aflatoxin biosynthetic process; regulation of DNA-templated transcription
Cellular component (GO): nucleus
Molecular function (GO): DNA-binding transcription factor activity, RNA polymerase II-specific; DNA binding; zinc ion binding
Source: RefSeq, a predicted model, not a curated record